AUGUGUAAGUUAUUUUUAGGAGCCUGGAAACUCUUUUCUAGUGAAAACUUUGACAGCUAUAUGAAAGAACUGGGGGUGGGUUUUACUAGUAGGAAACUUGGCAGCCUGGACAAGCCCAGUGUGAUCAUCAGCAUCAAUGGGGAUAUAAUAACCAUCAAGACAGAGAGCACCUUUAAAAACACCAAGAUCUCCUUCAAGCUGGGAGAAGAGUUUGAAGAAACCACAGUAGAUGACAGGAAAACCAUGAGCACUGUAACUGUGGACAGUGGCUCUCUGACUCAGGUGCAGAAGUGGGAUGGCAAACAGACCACAAUCAAGAGAGCGCUGGUGGAUGGGAAGAUAGUUGUGGAAUGCACCAUGAACAAUGUCACCUGCACUAGAGUCUGA
This is a messenger RNA of Caretta caretta (loggerhead turtle), 387 nucleotides long. Its product is annotated as myelin P2 protein-like. NCBI's taxonomy places the organism in Eukaryota, Metazoa, Chordata, Testudines, Cheloniidae. Gene Ontology annotation, molecular function: lipid binding. The record is from RefSeq and is a predicted model, not a curated record.